CGAUUUUAGUUCAUAGUUUUAUAUUUUAUGCUGAAAGUAAUACAAUUUUAACAAUGUAAAAAAAAAAAAGUUUUCAUAAUACACUGAUCUGUAUUUCACAUCUUCUGGACAGCUUCAGGCACACAGCAAUUCUGUCAUCAUGAAUUACACAGAUGUUAGAUUUGCACUCAGCUCUGCAUUUCUUUCAUUUCUUUCCUGGUUGUAACCAUUGUCCAGGCAAGCUCACAGCUCACAUGCUCUUGAAAGCCGAUCCCUGGCAGUGAUAUUUAAGUCUUCGUCUGUUUUAGAUUUGGCAAAACGAUCAAUAACUUUCCUCUGCGCUCCUGCUUCACAUUCCUUUGUUUUUUGCAUUUUCAAUUUUUUGAAUGCCGCUUUCAUCCUACAUCUAAAACACAGUCCUUGCUGCUGCCUUCACUUACAACAGACGCCUUUUCCCUGUGCAGGUGGGAUUUCAUACUCAAAUCCAGUGAAACUCAUGACAACAUCCCUGCAAUGUGAGAGACACACAUUUUAACGGUUUGUACUGAGCGUGACUAAAGAGCCCAGACCAAACUGCCAAUCACAGUUCUCAAUCUCCAUGCCUUGCUCUCGCACUUCCAGGUCACUGCAGCAGUGUUUUCCGAGUCACUCUCUGGCUGCAUGUCAGUCAAUAGGGGACGCAGCAGCUGAUUGGUCAAUGAAAGAAGCCGUUGAAGGGGUGUAAUUUCACCCUCCUGGUGACCAAGGAAGUGUGACACGAUCUGAAACAUGUCUUCUGCAAACAGAGAUUUCAUUAACAGCGUGACCGCAGCCCCUCCUACUCUCUGUCUGUACUGAUGUAGAGUAGGCGGGGCUGGCAGAGUUGAAAGGUCACACUGGAAUGAGUGACCGGGCUGUUUGGACUUUCCAGACAAGCUCAAAGCAGCUCAAAACUAGCUCUGCAGAAAGGAAGAGGCAUGGAAGUCUAAACUUUUUUGUGGGAGAAAUUUGGAACCUGAGAGAUUUCUGGACUUCAGAGAGACACAUUUCCACAAAGGGGGACAGUUGGACAUUUAGUGAACCUGGUUAUACUUAUUUAAAAAAAAAAACCAAAAAAAAAAAAACGCAGCGUUCUCCUGAACGUAUUUGAGACAAAGGGACAAAAAACAUUUCUGUCUGUUUGGGAAACUGAAGAUUUUUUUUUUUUUUUUGAGUCAGUUCUUCAGUAUAUUGUUGAACACAUUUUUGGGAGCAUCUUAACAAAAAACUCUAAUUGGAUUUUUUUUUUUUUUUUUUUUUUUUUUUUUUUAACCCUUUACACUUUUUUCGGAAUUGUUGGUGGGUAAAUCUGUAACUUUUUAUUACAAGGAGACGAUUAGUAUAGUUGAAUUAAUUUAGGAAGACUGAUUGUUUUAGUUAAGUUUGAGGAGGGGGGGUUGAUUGAAUGAAUACUUUAAAAACGUAAAGGAGGCAUUAUGUAUAUUAGAUCUUUAACUGUGUCUCAAACAUUAAGACAAAGGCCAGUUGAUGUAAUAUUUAUUUAAAUUAAUAAAAGUUCCUGGUUUAUCAACACUAGAAAAUUAGUAGAUGCGUCAAUUUUUUUUUUUUGACUGAAAUGCAAAAAUUUGACAGCAAAAUUCGAAGCAUGAAAAAGUCAACAAUUUUUUUUUUUAGGCUGUAAAAUGUGUUUUAAAGCCGAGUUUUGACUUUUCUUCAUGCGUUUUUAUAAUUUGUUUUAAUCAAUUUUUUUUGGUUCACUUUCUAUAUAUAUUUUUUAUUCUGUUUUAAAAACAGAGCUUAAGAUCAGUUGUUACAAAUCCCUCUUUUCAAGAUUACCCCUUCUGCCCUCACAAUCUCUUCUACUACCCUUGCUCCCCCUCAGCCCCCUCCACAGACCUCUUUUCCGCUCCCCCUCACAGACCCCUCCUUUCCACUCUCCCUCACAAAACCUCCUUUCCACUCCCCCUCACAGACCCCCCCUUUCCCCUCUCCCCCUCACGGAUCCCAUCUUCUGCCCCCCCAUCUCUGUGUCCCGUUGGCGAACUUUGUUGAAGUGGCGAUGUGGUCCAACUACUUCAUGCAGGAGGAGGACUCUGGAGGGUUGCGUGGCGUGGCUGGCGGAGCCAGGGGCGGGGCCAGGGGCGGGGUGAAGAGAGGGGCCAGGGGGGCAGGCUGGAGCGACAGCCAGGAGGGGAAGGUGAAGCUGGCGUUCUUCGUGGCGAUCGUGGGGGUCACCCUCACCAUGCUCGCUGUGGGGACGGAGUUCUGGGUGGAGCUCAACCCCCCCAAAUCCCUCUACAACAACCACACCUGCCCCGCCGCACACUUUGGGCUCUGGAAGAAGUGCUUCAAGCUGCUCUUGGUGUCCGACAUCGACCCGGAGAGGGAGAGCUGCGGGCCAGCCGAGCUGCCUGGAGAGGUGAACUGCACCUAUUUCAGAUUCUUCACAACAGGAGAAAAUGCAGUCAUAUUUCAGAAGACUACCAAGAAAGAGCUCAGUAUUGCUGCUGCAGUGCUGUGUUUGCUCAGUAUCGCGCUGAUGAUCUUGGGUUCGAUGUGCAUCACCAUGGCGCUCAGUAAAGGGGUCGAGUUCCUCCUCAAGCCGGCCUCCUUCUUCUUCAUCCUGGCAGGUGUGCUGGUCCUCAUCUCUCUUGAGGUGUUCAGACAGUCAGUCUACGCUCUCCUCUCCUCUGAUCACACUGUCCCGCUCCAUCACGAGUUCUCCUGGUCUGUCGCCUGUGUGGGGGCGGCCGGGGCGGUCCUCAUUUUCGGGGGUGUGUGCUUCGUCAUCCUCUCCUUACCCACAAGCCCCUGGGACAAGUGCCUCAACAAAGACAGACCAGAGACCUAAGAGAUGAAUUGUGAGAUAUGAGUGACUGCCAAGGAAAAGCAAUUAGAUAUUGAACUGCUGCUUUCCCUAUUGACUGACACGCUGGCAGACAGCGACCCGAAGACACUGCCGAGGUGACCUAGGAAGGCGAAGCAAGCAAAC
Polyodon spathula (Mississippi paddlefish) is the source of this 2950-nucleotide messenger RNA. RefSeq names its product voltage-dependent calcium channel gamma-6 subunit-like. Gene Ontology annotation, molecular function: calcium channel regulator activity; voltage-gated calcium channel activity. The record is from RefSeq and is a predicted model, not a curated record. The coding region runs from base 2018 to 2809 and encodes 263 amino acids. NCBI's taxonomy places the organism in Eukaryota, Metazoa, Chordata, Actinopteri, Acipenseriformes, Polyodontidae. Gene Ontology annotation, cellular component: L-type voltage-gated calcium channel complex; membrane. The transcript is spliced from 6 exons. Gene Ontology annotation, biological process: calcium ion transmembrane transport; regulation of calcium ion transmembrane transport via high voltage-gated calcium channel.